UAGACUCCCACACAAAUAUAGGCAUACCCUGGGUUUCUCCAAGACAGGCUAAGGUCUCUCCUGCUGAUGUCUGGGGAAAAAGUCUCUCUAAGGGAGAUCAAAGCUGAGACAGCUAAUACUGAUGCUCCCUGCUCUAGGGUCUCUGAAGUAGAGCAACUCCUGAAGACAGGGAAGGUUUCCUGCAGCCAUGUGGAUGAAGUUUGGCCUAAUCUCUUCAUAGGAGAUGCGGCCACAGCAAACAAUCGCUUUGAACUGUGGAAACUGGGCAUCACUCAUGUGCUGAAUGCAGCCCACGGGGGGCUUUACUGCCAGGGAGGACCUGACUUCUAUGGCUGCUGCGUGAGCUACUUGGGGGUGCCUGCCCAUGACCUCCCUGACUUCAACAUCAGUGCCUACUUUUCUUCCUCUGCUGAUUUUAUCCACAACGCCCUCCUCACACCUGGGGCCAAGGUGCUAGUUCACUGUGUGGUGGGGGUCAGCCGCUCAGCCACUCUGGUCUUGGCUUACCUCAUGCUGAGACAAGGGCUAACUCUGCUGCAGGCUGUGAGUUCCGUGAAGCAACACCGUUGGAUCUUCCCCAAUUCUGGCUUCCUCAGGCAGCUGUGCCAGCUGGACAAGCAGCUUCAGGGAGCAGGGGGAGACUUUCAGGCCUCAUCUACAAGAUGGGCUGCCAGGAAUCUCAAAAUGCUGCAGAGCCAAGGAAUCACUCACAUCCUCAAUGCUGCCCAUGGCAGGUUGGGUGUGUCUACAGGACCCAGUUUUUAUUGUCACUUACCUGUGACCUACCAUGGAAUACAGGCUUUUGAUGACCCUGCCUUUGACCUCAGUGCCUUUUUCCAUGAGGCAGCGAACUUCAUCCAGAAAGCACUGGAUACCCCAGGAGGGAAGGUGCUUGUCCACUGUGCCAUGGGGCUCAGCCGCUCCGCUACCCUGGUACUUGCCUUUCUGAUGCUCAAGAGGCAGCUGACCCUGGUGGAAGCCCUGAGGACAGUAAGUGUCCAUCGAAACAUCUGCCCCAAUCGGGGGUUCCUCUCCCAGCUGCGUGACCUGGACCUAGAACUUAGCCAGGAGCAGCAUAGAGGGAGCAGGGAGAGGCUGAUACCACCUACCACUCUGCAGAGAAAAUAA
Dromiciops gliroides (monito del monte) is the source of this 1128-nucleotide messenger RNA. Its product is annotated as dual specificity protein phosphatase 13-like. Lineage: Eukaryota; Metazoa; Chordata; Mammalia; Microbiotheria; Microbiotheriidae. Gene Ontology annotation, biological process: protein dephosphorylation; negative regulation of MAPK cascade. The record is from RefSeq and is a predicted model, not a curated record. The coding region runs from base 67 to 1128 and encodes 353 amino acids. Gene Ontology annotation, cellular component: cytoplasm. Gene Ontology annotation, molecular function: MAP kinase phosphatase activity; protein tyrosine/serine/threonine phosphatase activity. The transcript has 5 exons.